This is a messenger RNA of Daucus carota subsp. sativus, 618 nucleotides long. RefSeq names its product kunitz trypsin inhibitor 5. The record is from RefSeq and is a predicted model, not a curated record. Gene Ontology annotation, molecular function: endopeptidase inhibitor activity. The coding region runs from base 1 to 618 and encodes 205 amino acids. The transcript has a single exon. NCBI's taxonomy places the organism in Eukaryota, Viridiplantae, Streptophyta, Magnoliopsida, Apiales, Apiaceae.
AUGAAAUCAAAUACCUGCAUUUUAAUCGUUCUUCUCUACGGCUCAUACCUCGCAGCAGCCAUCCUCCCACCCACCGUGUAUGAUAAAUCGCAGCAGAAAGUGAUCGCUGGCAUAAGAUACUACAUACUUCCAAUUUCACGCGGCCACGGUGGCAUCACAAUAGCUUCCACUCGGAACAAAACUUGCCCACUCGAUGUGGCUCAAGAGCUCAGUGUCUAUAAUCGAGGCCUCGGAGUCACUUUUAAUCGAGUGGAUGCGAGUGCGCAUACUGUACGUGUUUCUACUGAUUUAACUAUAAAAUUCUCCAGCCCGGCCAAGGCUUGCGCUCAAUCAUCAUACUGGAAGGUGGAUGGUUAUGACAAUUUGAGAGCGCGAUAUUUUGUUACAAUUGGAGGAGUUGGAGGCAAGCAUAGUGGUAAAUCCCUCCCCGGGACGUUCAGAAUUGAAAAGGAGGGGAAUGGAUAUAAGAUUGUGUAUUGUAGACCGGUCAAUUGUGUCGCUACACCUUGCGAACCGGUUUGCAAGAAUGUUGGAGUGUAUGAGCAACAUGGGGGGAUUCUCUUGGCAUUGGCUGAUGAACCGCUUGUGGUUAAGUUUCGCAAGGUGUAUGAGGGCUGA